AUGGCUGAUUACGCCAACGUUCGCGUCGGGAAGCUCAAGCUCAAGGGUGAAAAGCGAAAGAAACACAAGAAGAGCAAGCGGGAGAAGGGCGACGAGCCCUCAUCGGCGGUGGACUUGAACGACGCCGAGCAGCACGGCAAUUGGUUUUCUUGUACCAAGCCCGAGCAAAUCACUGGAUCUGUUUGCAUUGAAUACGGCCUUCACCAGUACGUUCGAGCCCUCGACAAUGGCUACCUGAUUCUAGGUGCCCCUCAUUCCGCCGGCGAGGGGCCUGACCAGGAGGAGAUCUUUGUGGCAAUUCGCUCAUCCAGUAAUCAAGUGGCCUUCAAGACGGGCUACAACAAGUACCUCAGUGUUGAUGCUCGCCACCGAGUGGUCGGUCGGUCGGAUGCUGUCGGGCCGAAGGAGCAGUUUGAUUCAGUAUUCCAGGAAGGCAAACUCGCCAUUAUGGCAUCCAACAAUUGCUUUCUCUCAAUCGACGAAGACAACGAGGAGCUGCCCUAUCUGGUAGCGAAAAGUCACAAAGUGGCCGAUUCAGAAAUCUGCAAGUUGCGAACAAACAUCAAUCCCGAGCUGACGCGCAUUGAACGCUUGAAGAAGGAGAUACCGGACGAGGAAAAGGGAUCACUGCGCGACUGUGAAGUCAACUACGUGCGAAAAUACCAGAGUUUCCAGGAUAAAAAGAUGCGCCUCAAUUCGGGGAGUGAUAUUUCGCUGAAGAAGGCGCACAAGGAUGAUGCGGCAGAUAAUGAACCUCGGGCUUUGUAUUUGGACGCCCAGGCGACAACACCUCUCGAUCCAAGGGUGCUUGACGCUAUGCUGCCUUACAUGAUCAACGAGUACGGCAAUCCGCAUUCGAGGACGCACAUGUACGGCUGGGAAAGUGAAAAGGCCGUGGAGAAGGCCCGAGAGCAGGUGGCAAGUUUAAUCGGCGCUGACCCAAAGGAGAUUGUCUUCACCAGCGGUGCCACCGAGUCAAACAACAUUGCCAUCAAGGGAGUCGCCAAGUUUUAUAAAGACAAGAAGAAUCACAUCAUCACCACGCAAACGGAGCACAAGUGUGUCCUAAGCUCGUGCCGGUACCUCGAGAAUGAGGGCUUCAAAGUGACCUAUUUACCGGUGAAAGUUAACGGCGUCAUUGACCUGGAGCUGCUGGAAAAGUCCAUCACUGAGAAGACGGCGCUCGUUUCAGUCAUGGCAGUCAACAAUGAAAUCGGCGUCAGGCAGCCCAUUGCUGAAAUUGGCGAAAUUUGCCGCAAGCGAGGCGUCUUCUUUCACACCGAUGCGGCGCAAGCAGUCGGCAAGAUACCGCUCAGCGUGAAAGAGGAAAAGGUGGACCUGAUCUCCAUCAGCGGCCACAAGCUGUACGGCCCCAAGGGAAUCGGAGCACUGUACGUUCGCAGGAAGCCUCGAGUGCGCAUCGAGGCGGUGCAGAGUGGCGGCGGACAGGAGCGCGGCAUUCGCAGCGGCACCCUGCCCACGCAGCUCGUCGUCGGCAUCGGGUCGGCCUGCGAGGUGGCCCAGCGGGAGAUGAAGUACGACAGUGCCUGGGUGAAGAAGCUCUCCGACCGCCUCAUCACCGGCAUCAUGGCGGAGAUCCCCAAAGUCAUUCGCAAUGGCGACCCCGAGUUCACCUACCCCGGCUGCGUCAACCUCUCCUUCGCCUACGUCGAGGGGGAAAGUCUGCUGAUGGCGCUGAAGGACGUGGCGCUCUCCUCGGGCAGCGCCUGCACCUCCGCCUCCCUGGAGCCGUCGUACGUGCUGCGCGCCAUCGGCGCCGACGAGGACCUGGCGCACUCCUCCAUUCGCUUCGGCAUCGGCCGCUUCACCACCCUCGAGGAGGUGGACUUUACCGUGCGCAAGUGCAUUCAACACGUCACCCGACUGCGAGAGAUGAGCCCGCUCUGGGAGAUGGUCCAGGAGGGGGUGGACAUUAAGGCGAUCAAGUGGACGCAGCACUAG
Messenger RNA from Rhagoletis zephyria (snowberry fruit fly), 1962 nucleotides. NCBI's taxonomy places the organism in Eukaryota, Metazoa, Arthropoda, Insecta, Diptera, Tephritidae. The record is from RefSeq and is a predicted model, not a curated record.